Messenger RNA from Elephantulus edwardii (Cape elephant shrew), 936 nucleotides. It is a transcript of the gene THG1L, whose product is annotated as tRNA-histidine guanylyltransferase 1-like (S. cerevisiae). Gene Ontology annotation, biological process: tRNA modification. Gene Ontology annotation, molecular function: magnesium ion binding; tRNA guanylyltransferase activity. Bases 40 to 936 code for a protein of 298 amino acids. The transcript is spliced from 6 exons. The record is from RefSeq and is a predicted model, not a curated record. NCBI's taxonomy places the organism in Eukaryota, Metazoa, Chordata, Mammalia, Macroscelidea, Macroscelididae.
GGGGCGGGGCUUCUGAAGCCUUCCCUUCCGUGGCAGAGCAUGUGGGCGGGUUGCAACGUGAAGAUUCGUGAUUGUCUGGCUGUCACUUAUGUCUUUCUGAGACGGUCCCUGAGUUUGGGAGUAACCAUGGCAAAGAGCAAGUUCGAAUACGUGCGAGAUUUCGAGGCCGACGACACGUGCCUGCCUCACUGCUGGGUGGUAGUGCGGUUGGAUGGCAGGAAUUUCCACCGGUUUGCUGAGAAGCACAACUUUGAGAAACCUAAUGACAGUCGUGCUCUCCACCUAAUGACCAAAUGUGCCCAGACCGUAAUGGAAGAAUUGGAGGAUAUUGUAAUUGCUUAUGGACAGAGUGAUGAAUACAGCUUUGUGUUCAACCGGAAGAGUAAUUGGUUUAAAAGAAGAGCCAGCAAGUUCAUGACUCAUGUGGCCUCCCAGUUCGCCUCCAGCUAUGUGUUUUAUUGGCGAGAUUACUUUGAGGACCAGCCUCUUCUGUAUCCCCCAGGCUUUGAUGGAAGAGUCGUGGUUUAUCCUACCAACGAGACCUUAAAGGACUACCUCAGCUGGCGGCAAGCAGAUUGUCACAUCAAUAACCUUUAUAAUACAGUUUUCUGGGCGCUUAUUCAACAGUCUGGACUAACACCAGUACAGGCCCAACAGAGAUUACAGGGAACUGUUGCAGCAGACAAGAAUGAGAUUUUGUUUUCUGAAUUCAACGUCAACUACAAUAAUGAGCCUGUGAUGUAUCGGAAAGGAACUGUGUUGAUAUGGCAGAAGGUGGAUGAAGUCACGACAAAAGAAGUUAAACUCCCAGCAGAAAUGGAAGGAAAAAAGAUGGCAGUGACACGGACCAGGACCAAGCCAGUGCCAUUUCACUGCAAUAUCAUCGGGGAUGCUUUCUGGAAGGAACAUCCAGAGAUCCUAACUGAAGGCAGUUGA